AUGGCAGGGACAAUAACUACAGCGAUAGCAGAUUUGCCUACUCCAAAGAUCUAUCAUAUUGCUGAGCGUAGAUAUUGGAGUGCGACAACUGCUUUACCCGAUUAUGAGAAAUUCAUCAAUACUAAUACACCGCUCGUUAUUGAUAACGGAUCAUACCAGUGCCGUGUUGGAUGGGCAGCCGAUACUACACCCAGAUUACAAUUCGACAAUUUAAUGUCGAAAUAUCGUGAUCGUAAAUUAUCGCAAACGGUGUUAUUGGUCGGGAACGAUAUCUAUACAGAUGCAACGGCGAAAACGAAUGCGAAAUCAGCCUUUGAUGGAAAUGUUGUCAUCAACUUCGAGACAAUGGAAAAUAUUCUAGAUUAUAUUUUCGUCAAACUGGGAAUCAAUACAGACCGAGUUAAUCACCCAAUAUUAAUGACCGAGGCUGUUUGUAAUCCACUACAAUCGCGUAAAUCAAUGUCAGAAUUGCUAUUUGAAUGCUAUCGUGUCCCGUCUGUAUGCUAUGGAAUCGACGCGUUAUUUAGUUAUUACGCGAAUGGACUUUCAUUUGAAAAAGGAGGAAUCGUCGUUUCGUCGGGUCAUUCCACAACCCAUGUGAUUCCUAUACAUAAUAAUCGUGGCGUAUUGGAACAAGCGAAAAGAAUAUCUUACGGAGGGUAUUCGUCAACGGAUUUUAUGCUAAAAUUAAUGCAACUCAAAUAUCCUACAUUCCCGACCAAAAUGAGUGUGAAUCAAGCUCAACAUCUAUUACACAAUUAUACCUAUGUGGCAGAAGAUUACCUUGAAGAACUAAGGAAACACGAGAACCCGAUAACUUUUGCAUCUCGAGAUCGUGUUAUUCAGUUUCCUUAUAUACCACCUGCCGUAACUGAAAAAACCGAAGAAGAAAUCGCACGCGCUGAAGAAAGAAAAGCCGAGCAAGCGAGACGUUUAAAAGAACAAGCCGAAAAACUACGGAUGACUAAGUUGCGAGAUCACGAGGAAAACUAUGCAUUGUAUACCGCAUUAAAAGAAAGUAAAACAAAAAUUCGGAAAGCUGAUUUCAUGGCACGACUACGAGAAAAUGCAAUAAAGGAUGAAGCCGAAUUGGAUGAGCUUAUUAAAAGGAGUGAGAAAGCAAUUCAGCGAGCUCGAAAUAAACUAUUGGGAAUUGAUGAGAUUGAAAUAAAGGAAGAACCGACGUUUCCUCUGGUUGACAUUCCAGAUGGUCAAUUAGACGAAGCUGAACGGAAAGAAAAAAAGAAACAAUUGGCGUCUAAAAGUUUGCACGAGUCACGACAGCGAGCACGUGAAGCAAAAGAAUUGGCUAAAAAGCAACAGGAAGAGGAAGAACGCAUAGAGGAUGAAAAACGAAAAACAGAUUUCAAUGGAUGGUUACAAGACUUGAAGAAAAAUUACAAGGAUCAACUUGACAAGGUCAAGCAAUUGAAACGAAGAAAAGAGCAGCUCUCAGAUAGAAGAAGUCAUGCAUCGCAGCUAAGAAUGAAAUCAAUCGCUACUUUAGCGAGUGACGCGCCACCGCCUAAAAGGCGCAGGAGAGGGCAAGAUGAGGAUACUUUCGGGGCUGAUGAUAAUGAUUGGGAGAUAUACAAAGAAAUAAGCAAGGAUGAUGACGGAUGGGAAGAAGAGGAGGAACUAUCGCAACUUCGCGAGUUCGAGAAAAAGCUACUUCAAUACGAUACCACAUUUCUACCCGAGCAUACAUUCGACGCACAGAAUUCUAUACAGAAGUCUCUGAUGUUUAUGUUCACGCAUGGUGUCGCACCACCAUAUGAUCCUGAGGAUGUUUCGCAGCUGCAUCAAUUGCAUGUUAAUGUGGAACGGGCUCGUGUGCCCGAGGCGUUAUUCCAACCCAGUAUCGUCGGAUUGGAUCAGGCUGGUGUGGUGGAAACUGUUGGCGAUAUUGUGAAGAGGUUCGAUGAACGAGAUAGGAAUAAUUUAGUGCAGUCGGUAUUCUUAACAGGUAGUCACACAAAAACUCCGGGACUAGCAGAACGUUUCGAAAAAGACCUUCGAGCAAUUUUACCUGCUUCGGCACCCCUGAAAAUAAUCAAAGCAAAAGACCCGGCACUUGACGCGUGGCAUGGUGCUGCAUUAUGGGCAAGAUCUGAUGAUUUUUUGCAGUAUGUAGUCACAGAACAAGAGUAUCAAGAAAUGGGAGGAGAAUAUAUUAAAGAACAUAAAUUUGGAAAUGCCGACACAGCAGCACCCGCUACGACCAUCCGUACCCGAAAAUUCCUCACAAACCGUCUUCUACAGCGAAAACAAUUCGUCGUCGACGUUCUCCACCCGAAUCGUCCAAACGUGUCGAAAGACGAACUUCGCGAGAAACUAGCCAAAAUGUACAAGGUUGAAAAAGAGGUCAUUUUCGUGUUUGGCUUCCGUACAGCGUUCGGUGGUGGUCGAUCGACGGGAUUUGGACUUAUCUAUGAUAGUUUAGACUCGGCGAAGAAGUUUGAACCAAAAUAUAGGCUUGUGCGGCAUAAACUGGAAGAAAGUCAAAAGACUGCGCGUAAACAGCGCAAAGAACGAAAGAAUCGUGCCAAGAAAUUACGUGGUACAAAAAAAACCAAAGCCGAAAAAUAUUGCGAGAUGUGGUGGGAUUUGGUGUUGGACGAAAGAGAGAAAUUUAGUAUGUUAUUUAGUGAACAUGACGGUUAUUAUGUUGAAAUGAAAGAAGAAGGAGAGAAAACAGAAGUUGUAGCUUUUUUUAAGACGGCUCUGAGGAAAAUGUCUGUAGACUUGAAUAUACCUUCACCUUCUUCAAGAGACGAAGAAUUACUCUCUUUAAAGACUCCUACCUCUCGACAAUUUAUAAAGGCUUCAUUAUCGAACCAAGAGACUAAUAAGUUUGAAGAACCAUUAAAAACACUAAUAACGAAAGAAGAUAGUGGCAAUGUAAACACAUUGGAAUCAAAUACUAUUAUGAGUGGGAGUGCUUUUAAUGCUUUUGAUUUUGCUACUCCUUCUCCUAACAAUAGCAGUAGCUUUCAAGCGGCUCUUUUGAAUACUUCAAAUAGUGAAAAUUCAGCAAACGAGUUUUGGAAGGAAAAUACUGAUGAAGCAACGCCGACAACACAAUAUUAUCAGAAUCAAUCGUCUUCAUCUUCUUCGGAUGUAUUUGAAGAAAAGAAAAGCGAUGAUACGACGACAUCAACAACAAAAACAGCUAUUAAUCAGCAACAGAAUUUUAUUAGUACUAUUACAACUACAAUCUCUGGUUUGACUGACGAAAAUUCGCCGUUUAUAGUGGGACAAGCUGAAUCCAUCGAAAUACUUAACCGAGAACAAACAAAAUUCUUACGACAAAUUAAGAAUGAAGAAGAGAAGCAGGGAAAAAUAUCUGAAGAUAAUAAGAAUGAUACAUUUAUUACAAAUGCUAGUACUACCAAGAACAAGGAUGUCGGCGAAUCUCCACGAAAACGUGUUUUAGGUCUAAAUACCGGGACUUCGAUUUUUCAAUUCUCUUCACAAUCACCGCCAAGCGCAAGUAAUGACCUGACGUACAAUGUACCGUAUCUUUUCGAAUCCUCAACGAAGGAGUAUUAUGAUAAUGCUACAUAUACAGCAGUGUCCAGUGUCCGACAACGACUUAUAUCACCAAAUGUGCUCAGAAGAAAGCGAGAAAAAGGUGCUCGGACCAAUAUGCGAACGAUUCGUAAUACACAAAGUAAUAUUAGUGGUAUCGUUUCGGCAACUGAUACUGAGUCGGAAGAUAUUGAUGAGAUAGCCCAGGGCCAGGGAAUGCAAUUACAGAGCUCACCAAAAGGUCAUGAGGUGAUGGUUGAGCAGACUGUCAAUAAUAUCGAUAGUAAUGUGCCGAUAAUUGUGUCAUCACGACAACAUCCUGAUUUUGCGAAUAAGAUAUCAUCGUAUGGUCUUAGCUUUUACUUAAUGAUUUGA
This is a messenger RNA of Ambispora leptoticha, 3906 nucleotides long. The record is from the annotation of a GenBank genome assembly. Lineage: Eukaryota; Fungi; Glomeromycota; Glomeromycetes; Archaeosporales; Ambisporaceae.